Molecule: messenger RNA, 3286 nt
Organism: Saprolegnia diclina VS20
Lineage: Eukaryota; Oomycota; Saprolegniomycetes; Saprolegniales; Saprolegniaceae
Exons: 10
Coding region: 1-3273 (1090 amino acids)
Source: RefSeq, a predicted model, not a curated record
AUGCCGGAGCGCGCGCUGCCGUCGCUGCGGCGGAAGUCCUACCACCUCCACCCAGUGUCGCCGUCGGCGCCGCCACCUAAAGCAAGUCGGCACCGAAAAGCCGACUUUCGGCGAGACUCGACCGAGUCGACGCUCCCAGCGCCGGCCGAAGAUGCACACUUUCACAUGCACAUUCCGCGCGAAGGCUCCAACCGCUCGAUCAACGACGUCAUGAUGCUGGACGACGACUUGCUUGUAGAGCCGCCAGUUCGAGAUCUCGUGUUGGCGACCCCGCGCGUGCCCAAGGAGCUCCAGCUGCUGAAAUCGAUCCAGAGCCGCGUCGACUCGGCCAUGCAGAGCUACGACGAAGCGAUGAACCGACCGGUGAUCGAGUACGACAACAACCCGGACGAGUACAUGCCCGUGACGUGGAAGGUGGGCGAGAUCCUCAUGGCGACGCACGAAGCCAUGACCAUGAUGUCGGGCUUUAGCGACCGACCGUUCCUGCACGACUUGGACGAAGCGCGGGUGCUCAUGUCCCGCGACGCCAACGACGUUGUGAGCGAGCUCGGAAGAGACUGUGCACCAGGCAUUCGGCGCAUCAACAGCGUUUUUCAGCAGACGAUUUCGCUGCUGCAGAGCAUGCGCGCGUCGUCCAACACGUCUUCCAAGCACAGCGCGUUCUCGGACGACCUCCACAAGCUCAUCGACCGCCUUCAGAAAGAAAAGGCUAUUUUGCUCGGCCAGCUGAACGAGACGGCAAGCAUGUACACGUCCGUGACCGACACGAUCAAAGCCAAGGACGACGAAGUCAAGGCGAUCGCUGACAGUCUCCAAGUCAAAACGGAGGAGCUCGCCAAGCUGCGCCAAGAGCUCUUCAUCAAGCAGUCGGAAGUCACCAAGAAGCUCGAGAACGACAAGGCAGCGGCGCAGUGGAAGGACAAGUGCAUGGUGCUGAGCAAGCAACACCAGGCGCUCGAGAUGCGCGAGAAAGAAUCGAGCGCGAUGCUCGCCAAGACGCAGCAGGCGCUUCGCGACUCGACCGAGACGAGUUUGCUGAUUCAAAAGGAGCUCGACGACGUCCAAGCGCAGCGUGUGCUGGAGCAAGCCACGAUACGCGAGCUCCAGGCACAAUUGAGCGACCUCGCCAGUCGCCCGCGCACUUCAAACCCAGGCAUACGCGCCGAUAUUGCCAUGGAAUACGACUACGAAAUCACAGAGCUCAAAGGCAAAGUGUCGGCGCUCAAAGACCAGCUGCAUCAGUCCCAACUCGACCACAAGGCCGCGCUCGAGCGCCAACAAAACGACUUUCGAAAACAAUUUGAGCUUCAAAAAGGCGACCACGGGUUCAGCGCCGCGCAUGAUGAGAUUGAUACUUCCAAACUGUUUGUGACGCAGCCUCGGGUGCUCGUGCUCGAGCCGCACGAGCGCCCCGAGACGGCCGAGUUGACCCUCGCCGCGCUGCAGGAAAUCGACAACGACGACGACGUGGCCAACGACCUCGAUGAUCCAGCGCUUUCCAAGCACGAGGAGAGCAGUCCGCGGCACUCGGUCUUGCUGAGCCGGCGCAAGACGGCACUCGCUUCGCAAAAGACCCACAUUGAAACGCAAGUGGACGGCUUUAUCAACGAGGUGUUUGUGGCCCCCGCGACGAUUGCGCUGCCGCCCGCGCUGCCCGAGAUCCAUCCGAUACCGACCGAGGCCUCGGACGACAUGCUGCGCAAACUAUCGACGGUGCCGGGCGCCGAGAGCUACCUCACCAUCCUCACUGAGCUCCAAAUGCAGCUCGAGAUGGACAAGCAGCGUGCGCAGAAGCGCUACGUCGACGCGUUGGUGCAGUUCCGUACCGACAUGGCAGCGCGCUACGAGAAAACGACUGCCGAUCUCGUGGGCCGGCACAAGCUCGAGACGCAGCAGAUGGCCGCCACGAUCCAAGCCAAGUACCACAGCCUCGUGGAAGAGAAGGAUACGCAGCUCGAAAAGGCCCAAGACGCGCUUCGGCUCUUUUACAAAAGCAUCGACACGUCGUCAAGCUACGAGCCAGACGAGCGACGCCGUGGCGCGCUGCAGUACCAACGCACGCUUAAAGCUGUCGCGCGCGCGUCGUACCUCAUGCUCGCGACACAAAAUGAAGAAACCCAGCGGCAACACCACAACGAUAUCCAAGCGCUCUGCGACGAGAUCAAAGCCAUCAAUCUCCAGGACCUCCUUCCGGUAGUCGUCGAGGUCCCAGUACCCGUUCUCGUGGCACCAGUGGUGACCGCUGCCAGCGUCGUCGUUGACGUGACGCCGCCACCCGUGACUGCGCCUGUGCCCGAGAGCAAGCCGGUGCCUCGGACGCUCAUGGCGCGGUCGAGUGUGGUUGAGCGCCCUGUGACACCACCACCCGUCGAGUAUGCCCCACCGAGCCUGCGCGAUGGCCACACACAAGUAUCAGAGCGCGACUGGAUGGACCCGACAGCUCUCGAGGUACCGCCGCAUACAACGCUGCCCCACUACGUUCUUGAAGGCGCGUCGGCCAUGCCUUUGGCGGCACCGGAAGACGAGCUCCUGGCGAGCGUCGGUCGCCGUUUUGGCGCCGAGAUGCCAGCGCUGUGCCUCAAUCAAGUGCUACCACCAACACUCGGGCUCUCAAAGCACCGCGUGCACGAGCUCGUACAUGGCUACGCAGCGACGCUCGCCGACAUCAAGGCGCGCAUCAAUUGGAACAAAUGGCAGUGCGUCCUCAAAUGCUUGGGGCUCAAGCGCAUGGAAGAGGUGCUCUCGCUCGAGACGCACACGUCCCAUGGCGUCGAGCAUGCGCUUGUCCAGCUUCGUAAGCGCUCGGUUAUCAAGCGUGCGGGCUUCUCGGACACCCACCGUGCCCUCCGCUGCGAACAAAAGCGGGCCUGGAACGCCUGCAUGGACACGCUCGUCACAUACUCGACGGCGCCGGCAGAUUUGACGACGGACGGCGGGCUUCCCGAGACAACGCGAAGCAGCGCGGUCAAAGAUGCGGAGCUUCGAUCGCCCACGACAAUGCUCGAUGUUGCCAUUCGUCCUCCAGCGCUCGAUCGACCGGUGACCGAGGCCAAGGGGACCCCGCGCGGCGUGCCAUCCCGAGCCGGCAAGCUCCAAGUGCAAUUGGAGAGCCACGUCGUGCGCGGCGUUCCCAGCCAAUCACCGUUCAUGCGACGAAAAGCUCUCGAGUCGAUUGAGCGUAGUAUGCUGCAGCGACGGCAAGUGUUUGCCGAAACCAAUGCCAGCGUCGACCAAACGUUGCGCCACACACGACCUCCAUUCGCCCGCACUUAACACAUAUUCUAGU